Molecule: messenger RNA, 2153 nt
Organism: Orbicella faveolata
Lineage: Eukaryota; Metazoa; Cnidaria; Anthozoa; Scleractinia; Merulinidae
Product: glutamate receptor 2-like
Biological process (GO): monoatomic ion transport
Cellular component (GO): membrane
Molecular function (GO): signaling receptor activity; ligand-gated monoatomic ion channel activity
Source: RefSeq, a predicted model, not a curated record
ACUGCGAUGAUCAUUCUUCACUUUCAAAAGUAAUCAAAUCUGACUACAGUAUUUAACAAAAACAUUUUUUAGAAAACAGUCUCUUAAAUUUGUGUUAAUUUUACGUUAUCAGUUUGUCCCCAUGAUCACGUACGCGUUGGUUAACGACACUCUCUAUGCAGUGAAGGAAGCCUUUGAGCAGCCGAAAGUCGAGGAGAUCUUGAAAUCAAGAAUUAAGAAUUGCUUUGAACCUGGAAGGCGGUCUACAUCAAGCGCAAGAGCACUGCUUAAAAUUUUAAACGAAAAGGUUAAGUUUAACGGAGUUUCAGGAAUAGUAGCCUUUGAUAACAAGACGCAAAGCCGGCAGGUGGAGAGACUGGAUAUCAUGAACGUUCAGGAACAAGAGAAAAAUGGCAAUACAAAACCUGUGUUAAUGAAUGUUGGUCACUGGAGCGCAAACAACGAAAAAACAGCGAACAAGCCAGUUCAACUGAACAGCUUGGAGGACUCCAUCGAUUGGACUGGGGAUUUCUGGGAGGAGUUACAGUGCUUAAGGAAGCAAUCUAAGAAGAAGCCUUUGAAAGGACAGCAUCUAAAAAUUGUCACUAUCGAGGACUCACCAUUUUGUGUGAAGAUAGCGAACCACACAGAAGGCAAACCACAAUACGAAGGAUUCAGUAUCGACCUUCUUGAGAAAAUAAAAGAGAGGAUGGGUUUCAGUUACACCCUCACAACUUCCAAAGAUGGAAAAAUGGGUUCCAAGGACGCAGCUGGAAACUGGAACGGACUCAUAGAAUAUAUCGUGAACAAGAAAGCAGACGUAGCCAUAGGAGCAAUAACUAUUUCAGCUGCAAGAGAACUGUAUGUCGACUUUAGCAAGCCUUUCAUGGACUUUAAAGUCAGCUUGUUGAUGCAGAAGCCAAAGAAAGAAGACGUCAACCUGUUUGUAUUUUUGCAGCCUUUUGAAAGAGAUGUUUGGCUUUCCACCAUUGCCGUUGUAAUAGCCAUCACGUUCCUCAUCUUCUGCUUGGACCACUUCAGUCCCAGUGGCUACCGGGCGACAGCCGCCAGAACUGGCGAAGGGGAUGGUGACGAACUCAACCUGUUCAACAGUCUGUGGUUCGCGGCAGGCUCUAUUCUGCAGCAAGGUGCUGACAACACUCCAAGGUCUGCCUCUGGAAGGAUGCUGGGUGGAGCAUUCUGGUUUUUCACAUUGAUUUUGAUUUCUACUUACACUGCUAACUUGGCGGCCUAUUUCACAGCCAAAAACACAAAAAGCAGCAUCAACUCUCUGGAAGACUUGGCCAAACAAAAAGAAAUUAAAUAUGGAGUGUUAAACGGAGGUUCGCUGUACACUUUCUUCAGCCAGUCACAGGUGGGGACCUAUCAAACCAUGUUUCAUACGAUGAGCACCGGCAACACGUUUGUCAACUCGACAAAAGAGGGCGUGGAGAAAGUGAGACAGGGUGGCUUUGCUUACUUAACCGACGGGCCGUAUCUCGACUAUUACAACAGUCGAAAUCCCUGUAAUACCAUGAUGCUGGAGAAUUUGCUUGAGGCUAAGAGUUAUGGCAUUGCACUGCAACGAAAUUCGGAACUGACCAAUCAAUUUUCCGUCGCAAUACUUAAGCUGCGCGAGGAAGGUGUCGUGGAGAAGCUCCGAGAGAAAUGGUGGGAUCAUCGCAGUGAGUGUCCAGACCCCAAAGCAAAGGUUAGCAGCACGCCUAUGAGCAUCUCAUUGGAUCACAUGUCUGGUGUGUUCAUUGUGUUAGCAGGAGGAAUCGUUGUGUCAAUAGUGUUUCUGAUGGUAGAAAGAAGAUACAACAACCUGAAGGAACAAGUCAACAACAGCGGGUCAAUGGGGAGUGUGGGAGAGCAGAUGGACAAACCAACCGUGGUGACUCGAGUCAAUCCCAGGCCCCUCUCAGACCAAGGAUUCGAGACCAAAACUAUUAACAACACUGACAAUCGAAGGAAAAUGGACAUGAAGGACGGAGCCCGGGCACGAGACAGCUUGAAUGUUCCCAGAAUGCCCAGCAGGCUUCCAAAUAUUUACGCCGGUGCACCAGAAAGUAAUCUGUGAAUGGACGCAGCGAACCCUCGUCAAUCGAGGUUUUAGUGGCCCGUUGGUUCCAUUCUGCGUCGAUCACGACUGGAGAAAUUAUAUUUUGAAU